AGGGCCGAGAAUAAAUGAAAGGAGCGACCUCCCUAUCAGCGAUCCGUGUCCAGGCUCGCCGCCCUCACUUUAUUCGUCUUGUAAACCCUGUGCAGGUCCCUCGUUGAUCUCCCCAUCCCACUUCGCCCCGAACUGUUUACGUCACCGAUUUCCCCCAAAGCCCAGACAGCCAGCCGAUCGCCUUAUCUCGGCCGUUUGCGUAUCAAGCUUCGAAAUCCGAUCCGCGCCGCCCAACCCCAUUCUUACCGAUUCCCUUCGAUCGACGACGACUGCGAAUACGGGUGAUACGUUGAGGGGCAUCGUAUCGCCGCCAUGGGUAAUUCAAGCACAAAAGAAUCGCGCGCCGGCGAUGGGAGUAGUCGCAUCCAUCAUGGCGACCCCGGUAGUGCUUCCCUGCAGUCCGAGAGAGCAUCGAAUCGGAGGAACCGAGUCAGUCGCGGAGAUCUGGGAGGAAUCCUGGGGCUAGGAUCUGGAGGUUCUCAAGCGGAACCGCCAUACGAACGCCGUGAGACCAAACAAGAACGGGAGGCACGGCGACUGGAGAGGGAGCGUGUUGCGAGGAUUGCAGAGAGGGAGCGCAGCAUGAAGGAAGAGCACGUUGAUGGGGGAUACCUGGUCACCAUGGGAACAUAUACAAGCCCCGAGGACUUCAACAAGGCGAUUGUCCGACAACUUCAAAUUGAACGGAAGGUUGCCCCUUUCUGGCGAGGGUUGAACGACUUUAACGACCAGUGGACUGAGCCACAAAUCAUCGCUGCCGCACGGGGCCUGCCCAUUCCACCCGCCGACCAGAUCCCUCCCGAAGAGCUCAUUCCGCGGCCUCUCCCAACGAACCCCGGCGCAGGGGGGUCUCCAAACCUAGAUAGCCUGACAGUACCGAUUAGUGGUCGCUCACCGUCGACCGCCUCAGAACACGCCACCUCUAAUCCUUCCUCCGCGCUGUCGUCGCCUGUUUCAGCUCAAGCCCCACGAGCGAACUCUCCUUUCAAACCCCGCGGGAAAGCUAUCGCCGCCGUCUUGGGCGGGGGAGGAUCGCGAAAUGGUUCCACUACCGAGCUCAUGCCUCGCGAAAUCAAUCUACCACAUGACCCUUUCGUCAACGGACAGCCCAUCGAGGUCUUUCUGUACAAGGACGCCACCGAGUGCCCCAUAUGUUUCUUGACCUAUCCGCCGUACUUGAACCACACGCGGUGCUGCGAUCAGCCGAUAUGCAGCGAGUGUUUUGUGCAGAUCAAGCGGCCAGACCCCCACUUCCCAGAGGGCCACAACGAGAACGACCCGAAUCACAAUCCGGAGGAAACCGCAGGACUCUUAGUAUCAGAGCCCGCGUGUUGCCCAUACUGCACGCAACCCGACUUCGGCGUCACCUACGAGCCGCCACCCUUCCGACGGGGCUUAUCGUACAGCAUAUCUUUGAUUGCUCUAGGUGCCUCGAACGCUGCCAUGUCCUCGAGCAGUUCAAUAAACUCAGCUACUCUCUCCCCAACCAACGCGUCCCCUGGCAAUGGCACCGGCCGCCGGCGCAACCAGUCUGUCUCCGCCAGCAGCCCAAGCGUCAUCCUAACGGAUCGGAUCCGGCCCGAGUGGGCGACAAAGUUGCAGGCAGCACGGGCUCAUCUAGCCAGGAGAGCCGCCGCUGCGACAGCGCUACACACUGCGGCAUUUCUUGUGAGUGGCUCCGAGAACCGGGCAUUUCGCAGUCGGUUCGGGCGGAGAAACAAUGGUGGGUCGGCAUCUGCACUCCCUUCCCCCAGCGGAGUCAACCACGGGGAAGGUGAGAACGGGGAUAGCGGGUCCGGAACGCCUUCCCAAAGUGGCCCCGAUCAGAAUCCCAGAGGAGAGUUAGGGCGCGGCCGGUCUGGAGGUGGUGGUGGUAACCACCGAGAUCGCCUCGAGGAUCUCGAAGAGAUGAUGCUCGCGGAGGCCGUUCGCUUAUCACUCGCCGCUGAGGAGGAGCGCAAACGCAAGGUUUCCAAAGAGGAGCGGAAAGAGGCGAAAAAGCGCGAAAAGGAGGACCGGAAAGCGGCCAAGGCGGCUGCGAAGCAAACUGGGCCUUAUGAGGGCGCCAGCGGCCGUAGCGGCCAGAGCUCAGCAAGCGGGAGUACUCUCAGUCUCCCUGGCCUGGGCUUUGGGAGGAAACGGGGCAAUAGUGCUGCCAGCAAUCUCCGAAUCGAGGCCAGUGUUGCCAGCGCCAUAGCGACAACCGAGUCUCCGGAAGCGAACCCCAAGGAGAAAGGGAAGGGUGUUGACCGUGGGGUUUCUGCGCAUGCGGAAAGCGCCCCUGUCGCCGCUACCGAUCCGGCUGUGCCGGGAGGCUCGACCGAUGCAUCAAGCCCGCGCCCAGUUCCUCAUCUCCCUGCCGGCCCGUCUCACCUCCGGCAGAUGAGCAAUGCCUCAUCGGUAUCGUCAUCAGUUCUUGACAGUCAACACGGCAGCUAUACAUCCCCCACCCACCUCCAGAAUCCUCGCAACAGUGGCCUCAGCCUAGGGAGCCGAUCUGGCACUAGCGAAGAUGGUGGUGAUCCGGACCGCGACCGAGAUCCCAGCGCUAGCACAGAGCCCAUGUUCAACUUCCGAAGCUUGGCAGAGGUAGUCGGCGUCAGCCUGGACGGGGAGAACGCAGGCAGGCGUCUCAGUCUGAUCGAGGCCGAGCGGAGGGCCAGGGAGGCCGGGGAGGCUGGGUCACAGAACACUGCCGGCUCUGGCGAGGUAGAGAUCACCGAAACCGAUAUGGCUAGUGACCACGCCAACGUAAAACCACAAGAUGAGACCUCGGGUGGUCUGUCAGUAGACACCGUGAUGGAGAACAAGGACAAUGGGGCCCCAGAUGCACAAAAUGGGGGCGACCAGGAAGGCACGCAUGGCGCAUCGGACUCGUUGUCGCCACCAACAGUCACCAUUACACCCGAGACACCCGCUACUCCCGGCGCCGACGAUGAGUUGAAGCAUCCUGCCGGCGAAGCUGCCGUGGAGCGUGUGCAUUAGUCGACGCAGUAGCGGCGCUGUUAUCUGAUUCGAUCCUUUCGUUCUCGUCACGGGGGGGAAAGCCGCCGGUGACGACGGUUCGGGAGGAUUCGAUCCUCCC
Messenger RNA from Chaetomium fimeti, 3085 nucleotides. RefSeq lists its product as uncharacterized. Lineage: Eukaryota; Fungi; Ascomycota; Sordariomycetes; Sordariales; Chaetomiaceae. The coding region runs from base 313 to 2985 and encodes 890 amino acids. Gene Ontology annotation, cellular component: cytoplasm. The record is from RefSeq and is a predicted model, not a curated record. The transcript is spliced from 2 exons.